This is a messenger RNA of Rubroshorea leprosula, 898 nucleotides long. The record is from the annotation of a GenBank genome assembly. Lineage: Eukaryota; Viridiplantae; Streptophyta; Magnoliopsida; Malvales; Dipterocarpaceae.
ACAUCUAAUCUUCCAUACAAUAUUGAAACCAUAAUCAUGAGGGAAAUUUUCCAUGCUAUGCUUGUUCUAGCUGCUGUAUUGUUCUUUGGAGGUACAGAGUUCUGUGCUCGUCGAAACACGAGCUUUGGCUGUAUAGAAAGAGAGAGAGAAGCCCUCUUGAAGUUGAAACUUUGUUUCCAUGAUCCAUCACAUAUGUUGUCUUCUUGGAAAGGCAAUGACUAUUGUGAAUGGAGAGGAGAGGUUGUUUCGACUUUGCUCAAGCUGAAAUACUUGGAACACCUGGACUUGAGCGGAAACUACUUCAACAAAAGCCUUAUUCUGCACUCCUUUGGCUUGAUGAAGCAGCUAAGGUACCUAAAUCUCUCUAAUGCUCAUUUUAGAGGAAGAAUUCCUGGUGAACUUGGAAACCUUACGAGGCUUUGUGUUCUUGAUCUUGCUGACUAUUAUGGUGGAGCAUUGAAGGUUGAUGAUGACAUUCAGUGGAUUUCUCAUCUCUCCUUUCUGCAACAACUUGUUAUGAGUGGAGUAUAUUUAAGGCUUGCAUCAUUGAACUUGUUCAAGGUACUUGGCAUGCCUCCUUCGUUAUCAUGUAAAUCUAAUCCUCACAUCAUCAAACUUGUUCCAAGUACUUGGCAUGCUUCCUUUAGUGUCAUGGUUAAGUUUGUCAAGCUGUAGUCUCAAAAAUUCUGACCUACCAUCUAGUAGCCAUCCCUUUAAUUUACAUUUCUUGGCAAAAUUCAACACUUUGAUCUUUCACGAAACUCUUUUCAAGGUCCAAUAGCUAUUUUUCUCCAAAACAUGACUUCCUUGACAUUUCUUGAUCUUUCAAGGAACCAUUUUGGUGGUAAUAUUACAGAAGUAUUGUUGCUAUCAAUCUUAAGAAAUUUGUGUGGCUUAA